UUCUUCACUCGUAGGUUCAGUUCAGUUCAGUUCCCGAAUGCCCUGAAUCGCGAGACGAUAAACAUGGCGUAUCGCGGAGUGAAGGGUUCGGACCCGUUUGUUUCGAAAACAUCGCGAAACGAGAGGUUCGCGCAAAUGUCGAAGCAGGAACAGAUAAUACAGCAAAAGAAGUUGGAGAUUCAGGCAAAGAUGCAGGAGCAGAAAGCGAAGCAAGCUGUUGACAGUGUAAAGAAGUCGUCGUCUUCAGCCUCCUCUGUCUCUGUCGCCAAACCGAAUCCUCCUGCGUUCAAAAAAGACGAUGAGAAGCCAACUGCAUCCCCGACAGUGAAUUUAUUUGCUAAUGAUGGAAGCUUUCUGGACCAAUUUAAGAAAAUAGCGAGUAACAAAGGUCCUAGUAAGCAAGAUGCAACCCCAAUGAAAUCUGAGGAAAAGAGAGAUGAGCGCAAGGAUGAGAGGAACUACGAGAACACACGUGAUCGAGAUCGUAGAUGGAACAACGACAAAAGCAGAGACUGGGAAAACAGAAGGGAUCGUAGAAGAAACGAUUCUCGCUGGGGAAGAUCUUCGGAUAGAAGACACAGUUCCUCAUCCAGUCCAUCACCCACAAGACGUAGAUCAUCUCCAAGUCCUGAUGCAAGACACACUUUUCACCAACCUCCACCAAAUGGUCCACGUCCACACUUUAAUCAACAACAAUUUCCACCUCAGACCAUGAGUCAGCCCUCUUCCAUUCCGCCACUAAUGUCACAGCCUAUAAUGCAAAUGACAAACGUACCACCUCCUAACAUGCGCGGCAUGGCACCUAACAUUCCUCCACCAAACAUGCACAGAAUGCCACCACCACCUAAAAACGUUAACAACAAUUAUUCAAACAUGGAAAACCACACUGGAAAUCCAAGAAUGCCUAUACCGCCUCCUCAUAUAAUAAGACCUCCACCACCAUUACAAAGUAUGCCACCUAAUACAAAUGUGCCACCUCCUAGCAUGCAAAUUUCCCAGAACGUAUCUUUACCAAAUUUACAACCUGGCAUACCAUCCUCCUCAGCGCAGCACAUCAUACCACCACCACAACAGUGUAAUAUUCCACCGCCGACUAACUUGCAACCACCGAAUAUUCCACCUCCAAAUGUACCACCUCCGAACAUACUACCACCAAUGUCCCAAAUGCCACCAAACAUGUUGUCGAUGACAACACAGGCGAUAGUAGUGACAGUAGCUAGUGUACCUAAUUUACCACCUCCGACAGUAAUGCCACCCAUGAUAAUGUCUGCACCUCCACCUGUGCACAGUGUACCAUCUACUAUAAAUUCCGUACCACCACCAAAUCUUAAUAUUCCACCUCCAAACGUGCCACCGCCAAACGUACCACCUCCACCAAUAAUCCAAAAUGCACCACCGCCACCACCACCACAUCUUAUGGCAACAAGUUAUCCAUUGCCGAAUCAGGUGCCUAUUAAUGUGGGACCACCAAAUGUCCAGAUUCCACCUCCAGUAAGGCCACCAACGAGUCUACAGCCUCCUGAUCAAUUAGUGUGUCCCGUAGAAGCUGAACAGUUGGCGCGGAUCGUAGCUGAUUGCGGUGACGAAAUUGAACAGGAAGUGCGGGAGAAGAAUGCCCAAGAUCCAAAAUUAUGGUUUCUGCACCAAAAGCAAAGUGCAGCGUAUCAGCAGUACAGGGGAUUGGUGGCGAAGUUUCGCGUUGAAAAGGCUGGCAAAGAGGGAAAAAGCGGUAGUGGAGCGGAACCAUAUUGUCCGGAAGAAGCACUCAGUGACAAUGACGAUACCGAUAAACCACCAAAACAAUCUCAGAAUGAUAACAACAAGGAAGACAAUCGCGAUGAGCGUAAAAGAAAAAGACGUAGCAGAUGGGGCGAUCCUGAAAACAAGGUUCCUUUGUCCGGGAUAAACGUUACACCAGGAUCAAGAUCCACACCUGGACAGAUGUCCCAGCCAGGCAUAGCAAUCCCGGGACAGAUCGGUCAACCGGCGGUGAUUAUACCGUCGCCAAAGACGCAGAAUACCAAAGGAAAAAAUCCAAUGCUAAGUAAAAUAUCCAGGAAUGAUCCAGCACUGAUUCAGUAUGCCAGACAAACCUUUGGCACUCUGGAUCUCAGUGAAGAGCAAUGGAAAAAAGCGGAGGACCAUUACAAGAUAAAUCUAUUAUAUCAAAAUUUACUGAAGAAGCGCGAAGAGGUGAAGCGCCUGGAAGCUCAAGGUAAACACAAGUACGAGUAUGACAGCGACGAGGAGGUGGAAGGCGGCACGUGGGAACACAAGAUAAGAUCAGCUGAGAUGGAAGCUACGCAAAUGUGGGCUGAGGAAUUGACUGCGCAGGCGGAAGGGAAGCAUCACAUUGGCGACUUCCUGCCUCCGGACGAGUUGAAGAAAUUUAUGGAACAGUACAAUGCGGUUAAGGAGGGAAAGGAGCCUGAUCUUAGUGACUACAAGGAGUACAAGUUGAAGGAAGACAACAUAGGUUUUCAAAUGUUACAAAAGCUUGGCUGGAGCGAAGGUCAAGGUUUAGGUAGUGAAGGAAGCGGUCGAGUAGAGCCGGUGAACAAAGCUACUAAUAGACUGGACAGUGCCGGACUUGGUUCGGAAAGACCUGAUGGCAUAUCUCGGGACGAUGAUGAAUUUGAUGCGUAUAGAAAACGAAUGAUGUUGGCUUACAGAUUUAGGCCUAAUCCAUUGAACAAUCCGCGAAGACCUUACUACUGAGCUUCGAGCGACCGCUACUCUAGUUUGAUGGAAAAGAAGAAAUGAUUGCACGUAACAUUUUCUAUCGAAAAGAAGCUCGUUAUUUUGUAUAAUUAAAAAAGAUACAUAAGUAAUAAACUGUCGUAAAAACUGUUGACGUAAAGAA
Messenger RNA from Cephus cinctus (wheat stem sawfly), 2863 nucleotides. RefSeq names its product SURP and G-patch domain-containing protein 1. The record is from RefSeq and is a predicted model, not a curated record. The transcript has 9 exons. Gene Ontology annotation, cellular component: nucleoplasm. The coding region runs from base 64 to 2718 and encodes 884 amino acids. Lineage: Eukaryota; Metazoa; Arthropoda; Insecta; Hymenoptera; Cephidae. Gene Ontology annotation, molecular function: RNA binding. Gene Ontology annotation, biological process: RNA processing.